Molecule: messenger RNA, 691 nt
Organism: Phlebotomus papatasi
Lineage: Eukaryota; Metazoa; Arthropoda; Insecta; Diptera; Psychodidae
Product: TP53-regulated inhibitor of apoptosis 1-like
Exons: 2
Coding region: 179-427 (82 amino acids)
Source: RefSeq, a predicted model, not a curated record
CGUGUGCGUGGAACAUUGGAAAAUCUGGAAAGCGCACUGGAAAGGAUUCCAAAAGGCAAAAUCGUGUGAUAUUUUUUUUGCAACAUUUCAUCAAAAUAUCAAUGAAAAUUUUAUUUGCAAUAGUUUAAACGAGAGUUACUAGAAAAGAAUAAUUAGUGCUGUGAGGUUUGAGUAGAAAAUGAAUAGUAUAGGCGAAAAUUGCAAUGAAUUAAAGCGGACAUACGAUGCCUGCUUCAAUAGUUGGUUUGCUGAGAAGUUCUUGAAAGGGAGUAAUGAUGAAUCCCAAUGUGAGCCCCUUUUCAAAGUCUACCAGCAGUGUGUCAAGACGGCAAUGAAGGAGCAGAAGAUUGAGAUUGGAGAAAUUGAGGCUGACCAUUUAGGAUCGGAAAAGGAGUAUAAACCGCCUCCAGGAAGUUCCUCAAGUUGACACCCCCUAUCCUGUUACAUCCCGUGCUUCAGUAGAUCCAGCAGAGAAGGAAAGUAGUUUUAUUUCUAGUCUCGAUUUCCACCUUUUUCUGGGCUUGAUUUUCAUUCCUCGUGGAAAUCUCAACAUUCACCUCCUUUGUGGUACAUGCGAAUUAUAUUAAUAUGCUUUUGUACUACUCUUUUAAACUAUUAAUCAGAAUUUAUUGAUAAUUCAUUGGAAAAUAAAUUGUAACAAAAGAAAAAUACAUUUACGAGUGAAAUCUAA